GGAUCGCCAAUGCAAAUGUGUAUGCUCCCUCACUCCCUGCCAUCUCGUUUUGUAACAAUCUGCUCUGCCAGGGAGAGGGAGAUAGAGUGGAGAAAGACGAGGAGCAGAGAGACGAUUCUUAAAUGUGACAAUACAAACGCGGCUUCACUGGUUUGGGAUAUAAGAUAGGAGAGAAUGUUUUAGAUCUCAGAGUACGUGGGAGAUUCGACCCUGAAUCUGAUAGCAUUCUGUAUGGUAACACGCAGUUCCGAACGGUCCGACAUCCAAGGUAGGCUAAACGGUAUUCAGAUUUGUAUUUUAUAACUCUGAUUACGCAUUGGUGAGUAAAUGUGCGCUUUGCAACUUGUUUUGAUCCUCCAUUGGUUCAUAAAUGUCAUAAUGCCAAAUACAUUACACAGUUAGAUUUACGCGGACAAAAAUCAUAGUUUAUUUUUGACAACGGGCAUUAUUUUCGAAAAUGUGCCUACUCUAUAGGCUACUUAUAGAAAUCAUUAGAAAUGUUGACCAGAGUUAGAGAAGUUAGCCGUUCCCGAAAGACUAUAAACAAAUUAUGUGCUCUGUGGUGGGAGCAUAGUGUAUGUGCAAACUGUUGCUUCUCUUGUCUGGUAGCCUAGUAUUAUGAACAAGAUCCCCAAGAAGAGGUAGCCUGAUAAGGUCGGAACAGUAGAAAAGUCAUACAAUUGGAAUUAGUGGCAAAAAAGUCGUAAAAGGAAGCGUCAUGGCCAUAAUUCCGUAAUAUUACAUUAUGGUCUGGCUGCUGUCUUUGUGCAGACGGUCUAGUGAUGAUAGCAUCCCACUGGGCAAAAACUGGUUGAAUCAACAUUGUUUCCACGUUAUUUCAGUCAAAAACAAUCAAUGUGAUGACGUUGAAUCAACGUGGAAAGUCAUCAGUUUAAGGGCAUUUAAUAGUUUUUUCAUCCAACUUUUAACCUAAAUCCAAUGACAUGGUGAACUUUUUUGUUGAUUUCACGUUGAGUUCACGUUAGUUGAAAACAACCAAAUGUAAAUCAAAACUAGACAUUGAACUGAUAUCUGUGCCCAGUGGGACAGUGAAACCUCUCCUGUUAGUGGCUUUCAUCUCUUGCCUGUCAUGCACUACCUGGCAUUUCUCCACUACCCUACUAUUACAGAAUUAUUAUAAUAAUAUAAUAUGCCAUUUAGCAGACGCUUUUAUCCAAAGCGACUUACAGUCAUGUGUGCAUACAUUAUUACGUAUGGGUGGUCCUGGGGAUCAAACCCACUACCCUGGCGUUACAAGCGCCAUGCUCUACCAAUUGAGCUACAGAGGACCAAUUAGAGAGAGAACUUGUCCAAAGUGUUGUUCACAAACACAAUCAAAAAUAAUAAGCUGGAUUGUAUGUAGCCUAUGCUCUCUUUGAGUGUUGCAGGUCACAGCUAAGCACUUGACUCACUGCUAUACAUGACCAAAAUACUAAAGAGAGUUUCGUUCAAGGCCAACACCUUUGAAAGGUUUCUGAAUAUUUUGAACACCUUCCUGCACACCAUUAUUUUCCAAUCUCCAUUGUAGAGUUACAUCUGUGUAGGUGGGGGAGCAAAAGGCUCAGGGAUCUUGGAAAAAAAUAAAACACAUCAGAUCAUUACUCAUGUAAAGCCAUUGAUUUAUCCAUCUUAAAGAUAUGACAGUAAAGAUAGGCCACAAGUGUACUUUGAUAAUCCUGUUUCUUUGGAUCCAACCAUAAAUAUGCCCUCCUCAAGACAAUUUUAUCACAAGUCAUAAUUUCUCACUGUGGUAACAGUGUAUCUAGUGAAAUAAUCUAGUAGGGACUUUAUUUAGAUUUUGAGGCAGCACGCAGAUAUUAACAGUGCAGUUCUAAAAUGUUAUCUGAUAGCACUGCUAUGUUAAAAUGGGUCACAAAUCCAAUUGAAAAUGCUAUUGAAGAGCACUAAUUCCCAUGUCUCGAUCUGAGUUGCCGAUUGGACGUAAUUGGUUUGUUAUGGUACAGAUCAUCAAAAUAUGGUUCACAAAGCCCAAUCACAAACACAGGUCAGUGUGGAGCUUUACAAACGUAUCAACACACUGAUUAAAGUCAGGGAAACAACAACAAUAUAAUACAGAUGGUGCUGUGAUGCUGCCAGUGUAGCCUAAUUGAGGCAGAAUGGUGGACAUUUCCUAAGCAAAGACAAGCGAAACGCAGAGAAACUAAGGAUGUGCUGUAGCUAACCGGAAGACAUCAUGAAAAUGAUCGGAGAGGUUGAGAGUAGAAGAAGUUCAGGAGCAAAAAAAUAAAUAAAUAUAUAUAUAUAUAUAUAUAUAUAUAUAUAUAUAUAGAAUUAUUGUAAAAUUAUUGUAAAAUUAUUGUAAAAUUAACUCUGUCCAUAAGGUGUAGAUAGUAAGUAUAGACCGGAAGUAGAGGCCUGGGCGUUGUUGUUCACUAAUUUACUCCAAGUAGGGAAAGGAUGGUGGGGUUGAAAAGUAAUAAAGGGGAAUAUAUAUAUAUAUAUAUAUAUAUAAAAAAAACAAAAAACAUGGGGGAUUGGAAGUGAUGCAGACAAUUACAUUGAUAGAAGAUACAAUCUAUCUGCAAUAUUAAGCUGAUCCAUUCCCCCCGAAAAAAAAUAAAAAAUAAAUAAACACCAGAUAUAGUAUCACACCAGGUUUAGAGGAAAGACAAACAACAACAUAGCAAGGGAAAUUACUUAAUGCGCAGUGCUUUUGAACAGAAACACAAGGCAAGUCGUCCAGGUCCUGAGGCAGCAAAGCAUCCUCAAACCAUCACACCACCACCACCAUGCUUGACCUUUGGUAUGAUGUUCUUACUGUGGAAUGAAGAGUUUGGUUUUCGCCAGACAUUACUGGAACCAUGUUGUCCAAAAAGUUAUACUUUUGAAUCAUUUGUCCAUAGAACGUUCUUCCAAGAGUCUUGAUGAUCAUCCAGGUGCUUUUUGGCUAAAUUGAGUCAACAUUUUGGACGAGAUAGGUUAUUAUGCCUGGGGAAAACCAAACUCUGCAUUCCACAGUAAGAACAUCAUACCAAAGGUCAAGCAUGGUGGUGGUGGUGUGAUGGUUUGGGGAUGCUUUGCUGCCUCAGGACCUGGACGACUUGCCUUAAUAGAAGGAACCAUGAAUUCUGCUCUGUAUCAGAGAAUUCUACAGGAGAAUGUCAGACCAUCCGUCUGUGAGCUGAAGCUGAAGCGCAGCUGGGUCAUACAACAAGACAAUGAUCCAAAACACACAAUGAAGUCUACAUGAAAAUUGCUAAAAAGCAACAAAUUGGAAGUUUUGGAAUGGCCUAGUCAAAGUCCAGACCUAAUCCCAAUUGAGAUGUUGUGGCAGGACUUGAAACGAGCAGUUCAUGCUUGAAAACCCACACGUCACUGAGUUAAAGCAGUUCUGCAUGGAAGAGUCGGCCAAAAUUCCUCCACAGCGACAUGAGAGACUGAUCAACAACUACAGGAAGCAUUUGGUUGGAGUCAUUGCAGCUAAAGGUGGCACAACCAGUUAUUGAGUGUAAGGGGGCAAUUACUUUUUCACACAGGGGAAUUGGGUGUUGCAUAACUUUGUUUAUGAAAUAAAUGAAAUAAAUAUGUAAUUGUUGUGUUAUUUGUUCACUUAUGUUCCCUUUAUCUAAUAUUAGGUUUUGGUUGAAGAUCUGAUAACAUUCAGUAUCACAAAUAUGCAAAAGUAGAGAAAAUUAGAAAGGGGGCAAAUACUUUUUCAUAGCACUGUACAUAUGAGAUGGGUAAUGCAAGAUAUGUAAACAUUAUUAAGAUAGUAUAGAAUACAGUAUAUACAUAUGAGAUGGGUAAUGUAAGAUAUGUAAACAUUAAAGUGGCAUUAUUAAAGUGACUAGUGUUCCAUUUAAAGUGACCAGUGAUUUUCAAGUCUGUAUGUAGGUAGCAGCCUCUCUGUUCUAGUGAUGGCUGUUUAACAGUCUGAUGGCCUUGAGAUAGAAGCUGUUUUUCAGUCUCUCGGUCCCAGCUUUGAUGCACCUGUACCGACCUGGCCUUCUGGAUGAUAGCGGAGUGAACAGGCAGUGGCUCGGAGCGUUGUUGUCCUUGAUUAUCUUUUUGGCCUUCCUGUGACAUCGGGUGCUGUAGGUGACCUGAAGGGCAGGUAGUUUGCCCCCGGUGAUGCGUUGUGCACCCUCUGGAGAGCCCUGCGGUUGUGGGAUGUGCAGUUGCCGUACCAGGCGGUGAUACAGCCCGACAGGAUGCUCUCAAUUGUGCAUCUGUAAACGUUUGUGAGGAUUUUAGGUGACAGGCGAAAUUUCUUCAGCCUCCUGAGGUUGAAAAUACGCUUUUGCGCCUUCUUCACCACACUGUCUGUGUGGGUGGACCAUUUCAGUUUGUCUGUGAUAAGUACGCAGAGGAACUUAAAACUUUCCACCUUCUCCACUGCUGUCCCGUCUGUGGAUGGGGGGUACUCCCUCUGCUGCUUCCUGAAGUCCACGAUCAUCUCCUUUGUUUUUUUGACGUUGAGUGAGAGGUUAUUUUCCUGACACCACACUCCGAGAGCCCUCACCUCCUCCCUUUAGGCUGUCUCAUUGUUGUUGGUAAUCAAGCCUACUACUGUUGUGUCGUCUGCAAACUUGAUGAUUGAGUGGGAGGCGUGCAUGUCUAUGCAGUCAUGGGUGAACAGGGAUUACAGGAGGGGGCUGAGCACACACCCUUGUGGGGCCCCAGUGUUGAGGAUCAGCGAAGUGGAGAUGUUGUUUCCUACCUUCACCACCUGGGGGCGGCCCGUCAGGAAGUCCAGGACCCAAUUGCACAGGGUGGGGUUGAGACCCAGGGCCUCAAGCUUGAUGAUGAGCUUGGAGGGUACUAUGGUGUGGAGGGUACUAUGGUGUUGAAUGCUGAGCUAUAGUCAAUGAACAGCAUUCUUACAUAGGUAUUCCUCUUGUCCAGAUGGGAUAGGGCAGUGUGCAGUGUGAUGGCGAUUACAUCGUCUGUGGACCUAUUGGGGCGGUAUGCAAAUUGAAGUGGGUCUAGGGUGACAGGUAAGGUGGCAGUGAUAUGAUCCUUGACUAGUCUCUCAAAGCACUUCAUGAUGACAGAAGUGAGUGCUACGGGGCGAUAGUCAUUUAGUUCAGUUACCUUUGCAUUCUUGGGUACAGGAACAAUGGUGGCCAUCUUGAAGCAUGUGGGGACAACAGACUGGGAUAGGGAGAGAUUGAAUAUGUCCGUAAACACACACAGACAGCUGGUCUGCGCAUGCUCUGAGGACGCGGCUAGGAAUGCCGUCUGGGCCGGCAGCCUUGCGGGGGUUAACAUGCUUAAAUGUCUUACUCACGUCGGCCACCGAAAAGGAGAGCCCACAGUCCUUGGUAGCUGGCCGCGUCGGUGGCACUGUAUUAUCCUCAAAGCGGGAGAAGAAGGUGUUUAGCUUGUCUGGCAGCAAGACGUCGGUGUCUGCGACGUGGCCGGUUUUCAUUUUGUAGUCCAUGAUUGUCUGUAAACCCUGCCACAUACGUCUCGUGUCUGAGCCGUUGAAUUGCGACUCCACUUUGUCUCGAUAUUGACGUUUUGCCUGUUUGAUUGUCUUGUUUGUAUUCUGCCAUAUUCCCUGUCACCUUGCCAUGGUUAAAUGCGGUGGUUCGUGCUUUCGGUUUUUCGCGAAUGCUGCCGUCUAGCCACGGUUUCUGGUUAGAUCCUAUAAGUCAACAUGAACUGUGGAUCUAAUCCCCCGAGCUAUAUAUGUUUCCCUCGUAUAUACUACAGAGGUUAUAUACACAGAAAAAUAUGUUCUGCCAAUUUAAAUCUGACUUGCUUGCUUCUAUUUUGAUGCCCUAGGUUUUUCCAAGAAACUACUGGCUUCCAGGGCUUGCUGGCUGUUCUGUUCCCUUGGAGAUUACUGUAAAGUCUGGCGCUGCUGUCACACAUCUGAGGGACCUGAUUACACAGUGGUCCUUUUGGUCUCCAGUCCAAAGGCAUGGCUAUGAACCGUGGAGAGUCAUUAACCAUCUGAGGCUGCAGCCAGGUAGCCUACCUACUGUGUGACUGGACUGAUGGGGCCUUGGGAAGGUUAUAAUGAGGUUUUAACCCUCACCCCUCUCUCUGGAAUGGUGGCUCACUAAGGGUCAAAGAGCCACCAAGCUGGACAGUGGGGAUGGCCACGCCCCUCUACAGGCUGCGUUGCUUCCUGCGGCGAGCUCAGAUACUCCUCCUCUUCCUGGGGAUCGCCUACCUGAUGGCGGGGAGCAUCCUGCUGCUGCAGCGCUCCAGCCUGGCCCUAAAGACCGCCCAGCCACCAGGCGGCGCCAGCCUCCCUUCUCUCAUGGCACUGCCAGCACCUCCCACAGCCGUGAGGGCCUACCCCGGCCAGGGCCUGAGGGCACGCUCCAGAUGGGCAGCCACCCAUGGUGUGUCGGGUGGUGGAGGGAGCAUCAAGACGGGGCGACACUGGCCCACGUCCCGAAACCUGGGGGUCCAACACCUGCACCACCGCUGGUUCCACGGUCUCGUGCCAGACAUGCAGGAGCAGAGAGGUCCUCUACAAAGCAAUAACAGGCACAAAGGUACCACCUACCUAAUGCAACAUCAUUUACUUUGAACGCCAACGUGGCUGUAGUUUAACUGUUGACUACAUACCAGACCUGGGUUGAAAUAGUAUUUGUUACAGGCUCAAUGACAGGACUGACAGGCUCAAAUAUGCUGCAAACCUGUGUUACCACUGCUCAAUAGUGUGUUGUACUAAACAAUGACUAUUGUAUAUUGUUGUACGAAUGGAUUUGUAAUAUGGCUUUUCAUUAACUGUUUUGUUUUGACAUGGCAAGGGACCUACAUGGGCUGCUUCAUGCAUGAUGCCAAUGAACGAGCCCUGGGGGGAACUGUGCUGUAUGAUCUGCGCAAAAUGACCAGCUCUUUGUGUCAAGACACCUGCUCGGAAAGGUAAUGAGUCUAGAGGAACCAUGGCGAGCUGCUGCUAUUUGGUUAAUUAUUCUGUCUCAGUCGCAGGGAUGAAUAGGUCCUGUGUUUCAAUGGGGAGCCAGGUGGCAGGAUGGUGGUGGUGUGUGUGUGCGUGUGCGUGCGUGUGAAGUGGAAGGCCAGAUCUGUGUUAGAGAUGCAGAAUGAGAUAUAGUGGGUAUUAGGGGGGUGUUAGUAAUAAUUUAAAUUCAUGACAAAACUGAAUAAAUCAAUUUAUGACAAAACAUUUAGCUGGGCCUUAUUUCACAGUAUGUCUAGACACAGGAAAUGAUUGCCACGAAAACAAAUUGCCAAUGCAAACAUAAUCAGACCAUGUGGACUGCUGGGAGGAUAUUCAGCCAGAAUCAUAAGCCUGUUUAUGGCAGGGCUCAAAGCAAAUGCUAAAAGGUCAUUUUGGAUAGCUCCUCUCUUUCCAAGGAGAGAGGAUAAAGAGACUUAAAGGAGGAUGACUCAUAUCGCCCUUGGGAUAAAGGACCCCCAUCAUCCACCCAGAGCUUUUACUGUGAUCUAGUCAACAGUGAAAACUGUUACCAGCCAGCACCACAGAGAAAUGAACGCUGGGCUUCACUGCUGCCUGCCCUGACUGAUUCAAUUAAAAUGUUUAGUAUUUAUUCACACGCUGGCCUGGGGUUAUGCAGUCUGGUGUCCUAUGGAACAAGGUAGCCCAAGGCUAAUGAUAGCCUGUGAUUAAAGCUAGCUCUGGGCUAAGGCACUGAGGUGAGGGGUGUGUGUCUCCCUCUCUCUGCAGUGGUUACCGGUUCGCAGGUCUGGAGUACGGAGCAGAGUGUCACUGUGGUAACCGCAUCAGUAGCCCACGGGCCCAGGAGGAGGACUGUAGUCUGGGAUGCAGGGGGGAGAGGGGCGAGAGGGGAGCCCCCUGUGGGGGAGUGGGGCGCCUCUCCAUCUACAAGGUGGAGGAACAGCUCCCAGGACAGAGGAAAUGUAAGUACACGCAACCUGGAUAGAGCACUGUCUAACUGAGCGGCUGUAAUGUGCUUGACUAAUCUCUGAACCCAGAAGCACUUCUCGUGUGUGCUGGCCAACAGUGUCAUGAGAAACUAGUGCUAUACUAAUGCAUACACUAUAUGAGCCAUAGCCACUAUGCAGGGGAGUCAUUUCCCAUCUAGGGUAAGUAGAUAAUAGGUAGAUUUCUAUGGGCAACGUUUCCUUUAAGCUUGGCAGUGACUAAUAUGCUUGUAGAUAAUUUGCAUUGAUCAACAUUACAGUUUAUAAAGAGAAAAUACAUUAAAUGCAUUUAGCUAUGUUUAUAAGCUGUGGCUUGAUGUCUGCAUACCUCUGUUUUACAGUCAGAAACGUCCACUACUGUGGCUGCUUCAAGUUGCCAAAAAACUCCACCAACGCCUUCCUCGUCUACUCCCUCCAGUCAAACUCCACGUCACAGUCCUGCAUCGAGACCUGCACAGAUAAGGUUUGAUUCUGUUCCCAGGAAGAAACCCAGAAAACCACUGAACCAUUUAUUUAAUCUUCACCACCAGCCCAGACCCCAGUCUUCCUCACACAGACCCAGCGGUGAGGUAUCAUCGAUCAUGGGCUGUCUCGGUCUCUGUCUCUGCUCCCCUCAGAUGGUAGAUUAGAAUGGCAUGGCUCUGUGUGAUGGAGCUACUGGAACACCAUUUGACUGUUUAAGGUUAAACGUACCUCUAAUGAGAAAUAGAUAGGCGCUGGAAUCAGUCCUUCAUACUGUCUGGGUGCAUCAGUAGGGUGCUCUGCUCUGCUCUACACACAAAUGGCUAGGAUAAAUAUCACUGCCUUGUCUAUGUAAUGAUAAUAGUGUAUUUGAUUUAGCUUAUUCACUGUGUGUGUGUGUGUGUGUGUGUUUUUACAUUUGUGUAACUACCAGUGUCAAUAAACAAAGAGCACUGUAUCAGCAUAUAACACAAUACCCAUCUUCAGUCAGUCUCUAUAGAAAUUGUAAUUCCAUAUAGUGUGGUGGUGGUGGGGGCUAUACUAUGUUGAAUAGAAAAACUAGGACAACGUGCAAAAAACAUCUGAACUUGUGAAAAAAAGGAAUCAAAGGAAAUAGGGCAGGGGUGGUUCAUACAUCUUAUAUAACCCACCCAUCGUGUUACCCAAGGGUGAAAUCACAUCCAAUCCACCAGAGGGGGAAUGAGUGACCAGUCAUAUUCCUUGUACUGUAAGUUACUGCUUGAAGUUAUGCCUCUGAUGUUUUUUAAUGGUCCUGGUUCGGUUUGUACUGCAGGAGCUCCCACUGGCUGUGUUGAGGAAGCCACACUGUUACUGUGCCUGGGCCUCGUCUCUGUUUAGACUGAACCAACGUCUGCCACCGGACCAGCCAUGUCUGGAGACCAACGGCACAGCACACACCGUUGCCCCCAUCUCCACAUACCGGUCGGACCAUUACUACUACCAGGUCUACCAGACACCUGUGCUUGGUGAGAGUCUUGAAUAACCUUUAGUUUCACUUAUACUACAGUCCAACUUUUCAACCAUAAAAAUAACAUAUUGCCAAAUAUACAGGUUUAUACUUUACUGUAACUGUAAUUUAGACUCUUAGCAACAGCAUGCUUCGUUACAGUAGCUCAAAAAUAGAUCAAUGGCCUGUGUCUAUGGCGCUGUUCAACCCUGAUUGUUCUGCCUCAUUCAGACUCCAGGUGCAAAGAGAGGACGUUUCUACCUGAGAGGUCCCCCUCCCUGGUGGCUCUCUCCAGCUUCCCUGGAGCUGGCAACACCUGGGUACGCCACCUGAUCGAGCUCGUGACAGGCUACUACACUGGCAGCUUCUACUUCGAUGGCACACUUUACAACAGAGGUGAGGCUGAAUGUGAACACAGCUCUGGUGUUGUGAUGGAUAAUAAUAACAUAUACUAGGAAUGAUUUAUGUUUUUCACCUGGAAUAUAUCAUUGUUUCAUUUUCAAGCACGCGCUACCAUUUUCUAAACCGUGGGCUCUCAUAGAGAAAUUCUAAUGUAUGUACUUGUACAGUACUUACAAAUAGCAAUGACAGUAACUUGAUCUUGACCUUUAGUGCUCUGUGACACAUGGGCUUGCGGAGGUUUGAUCUUCUUGUGUAUCUGGGGUUUUCUACCAGGUUUCAAAGGGGAGAAGGACUACUGGAAGAGUGGGCGCAGCAUCUGUGUGAAGACCCAUGAGAGUGGGCAGAGAGAGAUCGAGAUGUUUGACUCUGCCAUCCUCCUGAUCCGUAACCCCUACCGUUCCCUGAUGGCAGAGUUCAACAGGAAGUGUGCCGGACACCUUGGCUACGCCACAGACAAACAGUGGAGAAGCAAAGGUAACACAACAAUCACAGCUCAGUGGUUUGGGAAAUGGACUGGGGGUUAUGUGCGAACUAAGGCAUGCAAAAACCAACACAUAAAGAGAUGUUGUUUUGGUCAACUGUUGGUCAAAAGUCUGUUUCAAACAGAUGUUCAUAAAUGAUGACAAAUAUUCAGCUGCCAUAUUGCUGCAUAACUGAAUGUGAGAUGUCAGCAAUGUCUCCACACAGCACACACUGAUCAGAUACCUCGGUUUCUUCUCUCCUCUGUUUACUUCAGAGUGGCCAGAGUUUGUUGACAGCUAUGCCCCCUGGUGGGCAUCCCACGCUUUGAGCUGGUUGCAGUUUGGCCGUCGCCUGCUGGUGGUGCACUACGAGGACCUGCAGAGGGCGCUCUUCCCCCAUCUCCGCCUCCUCACCUCCUUCCUCAAUGCCACCAUAACGGAGGAGAGGCUGAUGUGUGCCCAGAGCAACCAGGACGGUCACUUCAAACGCUCUGGCAGGGCCCAGCGGCCCUCCUUCGACCCCUUCACAGCGGAGUUGAGGAGCACCAUUGACUCCUACAUCCACACAGUGGACCAGGCCCUGAGGGACAGGAACUACAGCGGCCUGCCGUAUGACUACAUACCCAGAUGAUCCACCUCAGCUGAUCCACACAAGUCCAAAAGGACACGUCAACAAAUAAAAGGGGAGGGGGAAGGUGUAAUCUCUGCUGCCACCAGUCCAAAGGUAGUGGUCCAGUCUAGUCAUUAGCAUUGUUGGGUGAAAGGUUUUUAGAUGUGUUGGAGAAUUCUGUCAGCUACAGAAGAGUGACUCAGAGGGAAAGUGACUGUAUGAACACACUGAUGGGUAAUUGUUUGACACACCUGGCAUGUCCAACCCACUGUGAGUGGCUGCAGAGAGUUGUGUAGUAACAUUGAGUUAGACUGGGAUGAAAACAUGGCUGAACAUUACAGCUCUUGCUGAAAGGCCUCAGGGCCAGAGCCAGACUCUACUUUUCACUGCAGGCAUUGGGAUUACGGAGCAAGUGCCUGUCUGCAAAAACAAUUCAAUCAAGCAUUGUAGACUGUGAGGAUUUUAGCUUUAAAUGGAAUCUUUAGGUUCUAUUUGUUUGGGAUUUUUGUAAUGUUUAAAAUCAGUUUUACUGGUAGAGGGUGGUUAAACAGAAAACGUGCCAUUCAACAAUGUCGAUCGGAUUGUUGUAAUGGACUUAUGCCAAUUAAAUCUCCUAUGUUUAGCUCUAUUGUCAGCUUUUUCAUUACUGCUGGUUGAAUGAUGACAUCAUUUUUGUUGUAGUCAGUGGGAAGUUAAAUUGAGGUGUUCGGUCAUACGCAGGCAGUUCUACGAACUUACUCCUGGUGGAUUGUAUGUUUGUAAGUGCGUUCCAUCUCUCUGAGAGACCUAAAGUGACAUGACAUUGUGAACAGGCCUUUUGUAUCACGGUGUGUACCAUAUCUUGUACAAAUUGUGGCUGUGAAUCUUGAUCAAAUAGGUUUCUAAUGUUUAUCGGGGAGAGUGUAGGCUACCUCGUGAGAAUAGAAUACUUACAUUUGAAUGCAAGACAGUUUCCCAAAUUAUCAUUUUAAUUGCAUGCCUAAUGUUCAGUCUGUUUUUGCAAACAACAAGUCCAGAAAGGCAUUUUUGAAGAUAAACAGACAAACAAACAAUUGGUCAUAUUAAUGAAUCUAAAGCUGGAUCCAUGCACAGACAGACUACAGCAGUGGCAUAGUGGUGGAACAAAACAAACACAGAUGAAUUAGAAAAUAAAUAUGGUGCUACUCUCUCUGGAUGUCUGCCAUUGUGUUUGGCUGAAUUUCACACAAAGACAACAAAAAUAAUAAAUACAAUUUUGUUUCAGGGUUUUUUUGUGAUGUGGGCCCUAAACCACUGAGAUUAGCCACUCCCUAUCAAAACCCUCAAUGAUACCAUUAACCCAUCUGUCAAAAGUCUGUAACUCAUUGUCAUUGCAG
Messenger RNA from Coregonus sp. 'balchen', 12108 nucleotides. The record is from the annotation of a GenBank genome assembly. NCBI's taxonomy places the organism in Eukaryota, Metazoa, Chordata, Actinopteri, Salmoniformes, Salmonidae.